Molecule: messenger RNA, 741 nt
Organism: Leishmania mexicana MHOM/GT/2001/U1103
Lineage: Eukaryota; Euglenozoa; Kinetoplastea; Trypanosomatida; Trypanosomatidae
Exons: 1
Coding region: 1-741 (246 amino acids)
Biological process (GO): ubiquitin-dependent protein catabolic process
Cellular component (GO): proteasome regulatory particle, lid subcomplex; cytoplasm; nucleus
Molecular function (GO): endopeptidase activator activity; ubiquitin binding; proteasome binding
Source: RefSeq, a predicted model, not a curated record
AUGAUUCCGCCGCCUGUUUUCAGCAAGCCCCCGGAACUGCAGUUCCGCGCGGGAAAAAUGAAGUAUACAGGCGGAAUGGUAACAGCCGACAAGCGAAAGGGUUACCUUUCGUUUUUCGCCAGUGCGAGCACCGUUGAGAUGAUCUGGGCAUCGGAGUCUGAGAAAUCGCCACCCAUCGUGUUGCCUCGCGGAAAAACUACCGUUAGCUUUGUGACCCAGUGCAAGACAGGCCGUGUCCUUUUGUUCGAGGUAAACGAGAAUGACGGGAAAAAGCAGUACUUCUUCUGGCUGCAGGACAAAUCGGAGCAGAAGGACAGUGCUUAUUUAGCGGGCCUUGAGAGCAUGCUCGCAGAGCGCACGGCCAACAAUCGACCAAAGACAACCGUCAACCUUGAGGAUUUCAAGAAGAUUUUGGCGUCCGUCUCCAAGUCGAAAAAGGAUGUAAAGCUGACUGAUGUUUUGUCGUCCUCUAUUGUGACUGAGGAGUUGAGCAGCGACCCUGCUUAUUACAAGGCGAAACUUAUGGACUACUUGCCAAGAGACGGCGGGGAGUUGGAUGACAUUCUCUCUCAAGUGAAAAACCCGCAGGUUUCGCAAGCGACGGCACUUCUGGAGGUUGCGCUGCAAGACCCUGCAACAUACAAGCAGCUCUGCACCUUAUUCGGUGUUCCCGAUACUGACCCAAACGGAGGCGUUUUGGCGUUUCUCAAUGGAAUCAUCGCGGCGGCGAAGAAGCCCUAA